GGUUUCGCAGACGGAUUUCUUUUUUCUCUAUCUUUAGGAUUUUCAAAAGGUCGCGUUAUCAGUCUUGUUAUUUCUUUUUUUUUACUGUCAAAGCGAAUUCGUAUUCGCUAUUUGAUUAAGUACUAUGAGCAUGUUCCGCAUAAUACGGCCUAGUUUCGCGCGGUUGCUAUGGUGAACACAUGACGCUUCGUCACCGGAACAACAUGUAGUGUGCGUUUUGUGUACGCUGAACUCGUUAACAUGCGUCAAUUUUUGCUUUACAAAUGUAUUAAAGUUAUUCAUUACCUUCAAGAAUUUGCAGCUUUUUCGACGAUAUAACCAGCGCAUUUGCAUUAACAGCAGCAACACUUAGUAUUUACCAAUAAUGGCUUUUUAUGAGGCUUACUCGCACCCCGCUUUAAUAAGAUACAAAACGCGCAUUUGCACGAGAGCAACGCUGUUUGUGAUCGUGGUUUUAUGCCUCACGUACAUUUCACCUCUGCUCGUGGCUUACAGAAGUCAAGGGUUCUGGCUGAAGAAAAGCUGGUAUGAAGAGCAGCCACUCGUUCAAUUCCAGUAUGAUAUGAUCUUGAUAGGAGCAACAAACACAGCUGGGAAUUACGUGGCAUGGAGUACAUUUCCAAACUUUAAUCGAUUAGUUGGAGAUAACUUGCGCAUCCCAUUCGUCUCGGUCCAGGAGGAGGACAGAAACCAGGAUGGCAAAUCAGAUCUUCUUAACCUCCAGAUCAACAUCCCACUUAAAGCAGAAGAGCAGAUGUUUAGCGUCCAGCUCCUCCUCACGUUCUCUUAUCAGCUAUUUAGGAUGUCUACUGUUGCGAUGCAGACGCUUGCGUUUCUCCAGCAUUCUUCAUCUGUGCCAGGUUCUCAGCUGUUCAUCAGUGCAGAUCUAAAGCUUCAUCAGCGAACUCCUCUUCCUCACAGAGGGUUACAUGCUGCCUACAAUGUAUCGGUGAUCGAUGCAUCCAGUCCAUUAGCAAGUACAUACGACCUGGCCAACAUUAUCGGACUCUAUCAACAGAGAAACUUGACUACUCAUCUCUCCAGUGCCAUUCCAGUAUGGAUGGUUGGCAGAGCUGCAAAUACUCCAUUUCAGAUCAAUGCUAACAUCAACUAUCCAGUAGAAACCAUUACUUAUCGUCCGGGCUUUUGGGAAACGGUGAAGUUUGCUUGGAUUCAAUAUGUCAGUGUACUGCUCAUCUUUCUGUGGAUUUUCCAGCACAUUCAAACGUUUGUUUUUCAGAACCAAGUCUUGCCAACUAUUGUAGUGCCUCCGUUUAAGCAGCACAGAGUUUGACCUGACCAGUGUUGUUCAGGGUUUUUUAUUGUACUUUUUAGUAAAAUAACUAAGUGAAUUAGUUUUGUUCUGUAAUUUUACCAUACAUGUACAUGCAAGGUUUAUUAUUUGAAGUAGAUUCAUAUUAAAGAAAGGGUGCUUGUUAAA
Molecule: messenger RNA, 1441 nt
Organism: Paramisgurnus dabryanus
Lineage: Eukaryota; Metazoa; Chordata; Actinopteri; Cypriniformes; Cobitidae
Source: RefSeq, a predicted model, not a curated record